AUGUACCCCAGAUUCCGCAAAGCUGGCUAUCAAGCAAUCGAUAGAAUAUGCGACUAUCAUGGUUCCUUAAGGGGUAGGCCUGUCUCAUCCCAAGUUGAGCCAGGAUACCUCAGAAAGGCGCUCCCAUCCUCUGCCCCCACUGAAGGCGAGGACUUCCAGCUCAUCGCGGACGACUAUCAAAAGCACAUCAUUCCCGGCCUGACACACUGGCAGCACCCCUCGUUCUUUGCGUACUUCCCUACGUCAAGCACGUUUGAGGGUAUACUUGCAGAAUUGUACGCGUCUAGCACGUCUAACCCAGGAUUCAACUGGUCUGCGAGCCCAGCAUGCACAGAGCUUGAGGCCGUGGUCAUGGACUGGACCGCACAGAUACUCGGGCUUGACAAGGCGUUUUACAAUAUCUCUGAGGUCGGCGGCGGCGUCAUUCAGACGUCAGCAUCUGACUCUGUGUUGGUCGCAACGGUUGCCGCUCGUUCACGAUAUAUUCGUGAACACCCUCACGUGGCGAUGGAGGAUCUCGUGCUCUAUAUCACCACUCAAACCCACUCGCUUGGGAAGAAAGCUGCGCUUGUCUUAGGUCUCAAAGUGCACACACUGCAAGUCACAGCACAGGACGACUUUGCGUUGCGUGGAGACACGCUUAAGGUAGCAUUGGAGGAGGACGUGAAAGCCGGGUUUCACCCUUUCAUCUUGAUCGGUACGGUAGGGACGACAUCUUCCGGUGCUGUCGAUCGGCUCGACGAGAUUGCUGAUGUCGCGAAACAUUACCCUUUCCUUUGGCUGCACGUCGAUGCUGCAUGGGCAGGCGUCGCAUUCGUGUGUCCCGAAUAUCGCGAGGCAUACCAACUUCCCGCCAUCAAUAACUAUGUAGAUUCUUUCUGCACUAAUUUCCACAAGUGGGGUCUUAUACAUGUUGAUGGCUCCUGUUUGUGGGUGCGGCACCGGAGGCAUUUGUCCGAUGCGCUGGACGUUACGCCUGAAUUUUUGCGGUCGAAACACGGGGAUGCUGCCACCGCUAUCGAUUACCGCAACUGGCAUCUCGGCCUCGGCAGACGAUUCCGAUCGCUCAAAUUCUGGUUUGCCCUUCGUACGCGCGGAGUGAAUGGCUUCCAAAAGUACAUCACUGAUUGUAUCAGGCUGAACGCCAGGUUCGCACAGUGCAUAUAUGAAUCUGACCUAUUUUCUGUUGUCACGAAGCCGUCCCUUGCGAUGACAGUUUUCAGGAUGGCGCCCAAGUCCCUUCCUCACCUUGGGGCAUCCGAGCUAAACGCUCUAAACCGCGCUUUUUACGCUCGUCUUGCAGCACGAAGCGAUAUUGCGAUCACCCAGACGGACCUGAAUGGGGUGUUUUGUGUGAGGAUGGUGAUUGGUGCCGAGCAAACUGUGGAAGGUGAUAUUGAGCAGGCGUUGGUGUUGAUGAAGGAGGAAGCGGUGGUUUUGGUGAGGAACUGGGAGGGGAUUGGAGGUCGGAGAGGCAGGAAGGCGUAUGUGGUUCCAUCUCAGUCUCAUUGA
This is a messenger RNA of Suillus subaureus, 1512 nucleotides long. RefSeq names its product pyridoxal phosphate-dependent transferase. Gene Ontology annotation, biological process: amino acid metabolic process. Bases 1 to 1512 code for a protein of 503 amino acids. The record is from RefSeq and is a predicted model, not a curated record. The transcript is spliced from 10 exons. Gene Ontology annotation, molecular function: carboxy-lyase activity; pyridoxal phosphate binding. Lineage: Eukaryota; Fungi; Basidiomycota; Agaricomycetes; Boletales; Suillaceae.